Messenger RNA from Echinostoma caproni, 606 nucleotides. Lineage: Eukaryota; Metazoa; Platyhelminthes; Trematoda; Plagiorchiida; Echinostomatidae. The record is from the annotation of a GenBank genome assembly.
AUGAAGGCGCUCUCUCCGGUGCAAACACGAAUGCAACAGCGAUUGUCAUCCUGCUCGCAUGUAUUCCUACGAGUUGAUUCAGUACAACAACCUUACGAAGGACCAUUUCGUGUCAUUUCAUGUCACGAUAAGACCUUCAAGGUUGAGGGACAUGGCCGCGUUGAUACGAUUAGCAUAGAUCUUCUUAAAGCAGAACAUGUUGAUGAAAACAUUUUCCACGCUAACACUAAAUUUUCUGCUAAUCCCUCCAAACCUCUGAUCGAGACACCAGUCUCACGUUCAGGCGCACGUUAUUCUCCCGCUACAUUAGCUUUAGACGAAGCACCAGCUUCACGCCUUAGAUGGCAGACUCCACAGCUUGUCGCGACUCCGCAUGAGGUUCCAUUCUCACAUUUGAGUAGGCAACCACCACCUCUUGCCACGGUUUUAGAUGACGCACUCGCUCCGCAUUCAGGCCGGCAGCCUCGCGCAACGGUCACGACUUCGGACGUGACCCCGGUUUCAUGUCCAAGUCAACCAGAUGCAACUUUAUCUCGACCAUUGAACGAGACUUCCGUCUCACGUUCUGAUCGCAGAAUCGUUUUGCCGGCACGUUUUUGGACGUAG